CUUCAACCCAAGAAGAUGUCGGAUGGGACAUGUCUGCGCAGAAGAAAAGUUGCACAUGAAAUAGAACCCAAAACUGAUCUUACUCGCUGGCGAUUCAGCUCCGUGGAAGGGCGGCAUAAAUGGUACUACGUGGCAGACAAUGAAGAAUGUGCCCGCGAACAGAAUGCACUAGAGGCUUACACUCUAGGGCUGGACACUAGCAAGUUCUUUCCAGACUUGCCCAAAGCCAACACGGCUCAGGAAGCACUCCAGAAAGCAAUUAAAUUCUUCUCUGGUCUGCAAACAGAAGAUGGCCACUGGGCCAUGGAGUGCUCUGGUGUCCUCACCCUUGUGCCAGGUCUUUUGAUGGCAUGCUAUAUUGCCAGGAUAUCAUUGCCAGAAGAGGUCAAGAAAGAGCUCCUGCGCUACAUCCUCUCAAAACAGCUUCCAGAUGGUGGCUGGGGCCUCCAUCUCAAAGAACAGUCAACAGUAUGUGGCACAACCUUCAACUAUAUAGCUAUGCGAAUACUUGGACUUGGGCCUGACCAUCCAGAUGUAGUGAGGGCUCGGAUAAACCUCCAUAAGAAAGGUGGCUCUCUUGGAAUCCCUCAUCUGGGCAAAGUUUGGCUGGCCAAUAUGAAUUUGUACAGUUGGGAGGGAAUGAAUUCACCAUUUCCCGAGUUGUGGCUGUUCCCUACAUGGAUGCCAGGACAUCCAUCCACAUAUUGGUGUCACGCUCGCCAUAUCAGCCUUGUGAUGAGCUACUGCUAUGCCACUCGCCUGACUGUAGAAGAAGAUGAAUUGAUCCAGAGUCUAAGACAGGAGAUUUAUGUGGAGGACUUCUCCACCAUUGAUUGGCCAGCCCAGAGGAACAAUAUUUACGAAGCCGAUUUGCAAGCUGCACACAGCUGGAUGUUGAACGCUGCUUAUGCUACCUUAAAUUUGUAUGAGAGAUACCAUUUCACCAGUUUCAGAAAGAAAGCCAUUGCAGAAAUGUAUGAGCAAAUCAAGGCUGAUGACAUAUUCUCAAACUACACCAAUUCUAGUCCGAUUUGUAAAGCAUUUCAUGUGCUAAUACGCUGGUAUGCAGAAGGAGCCAAUUCUCCAGCUCUUCAAGAACAUAUCUCCAGAAUCUACGAUUACCUUUGGAUUGGACAAGAUGGUAUACUAAUGAAGGGUGUCAUGGGAUCACAGACCUGGGAUACAUCAUUUACCAUUCAAGGCUUCUUGGAGGCUGGGAUUCAGAACAAUCCUGACUAUGCAUCCUGUCUGAAAAAAGCCCAUGGAUUCUUGAAAGCCUCUCAGAUUGUAGAUAACCCACCUAACUACCAGAGAUAUUAUCGCCAGAUGAACAAGGGUGGAUUCCCCUUCAGCAAUCGAGAGAAUGACUGGAUAGUCGUUGACUGUACUGCUGAGGCCAUGAGGACACUAAUGCUGCUGGAGGAAAAAUGCCCCUUCAUAGAAGAUCAUGUGGCACCUCAGCGCCUCUUUGAUGCUGUCAAUGUGAUUCUGAACAUGAGAAAUUCCGAUGGUGGUUUUUCUUCUUAUGAAACCAGAAGAGGAAGUAGGCUACUGGAGAUAGUGAACCCCUCAGAGACAUAUGCUGACUGUAUGGUCGACCACACCUAUAUAGAAUGUACUUCAUCAGUAAUGCAGGGAUUGAAACAUUUUGAGAAAGGAUUCCCAAAUCAUCGGGAAGAUGAAAUAAGUGAUACUCUAAGUAAGGCUUUGCAGUUUUGUCGUAACAUGCAGAAAGCUGAUGGAUCCUGGUUAGGGCGAUGGGGCGUAUGCUUCACAUAUGGCACCUGGUUUGGACUAGAGGCAUUUGCAUGUAUGGGAUACAUCUACCGUGGUGGGGAGGCAUGCAAGGAAGUGACCAAAGCCUGUGAAUUCUUAGUCUCCAAGCAAAUGGAAGACGGUGGCUGGGGAGAGGAAUUUGAAUCCUACAGGUUUCGCAAAUAUAUUCAGCACACCGUAUCCCAGAUCCACCAAACCUCUUGGGCUCUGUUGGGGCUGAUGGCUGUCAGAUAUCCUGAUAUUCGGGUUCUGGAAAGAGGAAUACAAGUUUUGAUUGACAAACAGACAUCGAUUGGGGAGUGGCCUCAGGGUGACAUCGCUACAGCAUUCUACAAAUCUGGUACUCUGCAUUACAAUGCCUACCGAAUCAUCUUCCCUAUCUUUGCACUUGCCCGCUUUACCCGGCUGUAUCCCAGCAGCCCUGUCGCUAAACAACUCCUGAAGAAUGGAUCUGUGCAUUUGGAGCAGAGUCAGAAUGGAGGGUGCUGAGCAGAGGUGCACUGUCAUUCCUGAGAGCUUGGCUUUCAUCCUUCUCAACAUCACCCAGUGCUUUUGAAAGAUAGUUGGAGGUUCCAAAACGAAACGGGAAGGGAAUAUACUUAUUUCUCACACGCAAAGAAAAUGGCAAGCAGAAUAGACUCAAUUUGGCUAUCGAAAGAAUUAUUGAAUAGAAUCAAGGAGAUAAAAAUAGAUCCAAGAACUAUCUCGGACCACAACCCAAUCUUACUUCAAUUAAAACCAGAAUGGAUAUCAGGAAUAAGGAGGUGGAAACUAAAUGAAGCUCUAAUAUAUGAUGAAAUUUUUUUGGAAGGGGCGAAAAAAGAAUUAGUGGAAUUCUUUAAGCUAAAUAAUGAUAAAGAAACCGAUCAAGCAAUAGUUUGGGAUGCAGGAAAAGCAUUUAUCAGAGGUUAUUUUAUAAAACAAAAUAUUAGG
Molecule: messenger RNA, 2709 nt
Organism: Lacerta agilis (Sand lizard)
Lineage: Eukaryota; Metazoa; Chordata; Lepidosauria; Squamata; Lacertidae
Product: lanosterol synthase-like
Exons: 23
Coding region: 16-2265 (749 amino acids)
Biological process (GO): triterpenoid biosynthetic process; cholesterol biosynthetic process
Cellular component (GO): lipid droplet
Molecular function (GO): lanosterol synthase activity
Source: RefSeq, a predicted model, not a curated record